CCACUUUGCAGAGGGAGGAAGAGACGCCGGGCUUAGCAAGGGCUGUCCACUAAGAUGCCUGAAGGACCUGAGCUUCACUUGGCGAGCAGGUUUGUUAACAAGGUCUGCAGUGGCCUCGUGUUCUCAGGGAGUGUGGAAAAAUCUGCCGUGAGCAAAAACUCUGAGGUGCCGUUCCAGUGCGAUGCUUACAUCAUCUCGGCGGUGUCGCGGGGGAAGGAGGUCAAGCUGACCCUGACGCCGAUCAAAGAGGAGGACAGGAAGGAGGACGUAAAGCCCCUGGCAACAGAGCCUGGGAGAGAGUCCCCUGGCCCAAUGGACAUCGUCUUCCGCUUUGGGAUGUCUGGCUCGUUUCAAAUGACUGCAGAGGAAGAGGUCCCUAAACACGCCCACCUCAGGUUCUUCACCAGAGAUGAGCCCAGGAGGGUGUUGUGUUUUGUGGACCCGAGAAGGUUUGGGAGCUGGGAAGUCAACGGGACAUGGCAACCGGAUAGAGGGCCCUGUGUGAUGCUUGAAUAUGAAAAGUUCAGGCAGAAUGUGUUGUCGAAUCUGUCCAACACAGCCUUUGACAAGCCGAUCUGUGAGGCGCUAUUAAAUCAAAAAUACUUCAAUGGAAUUGGGAAUUAUCUUCGGGCGGAGAUUCUCUUCAGGUUGAAAGUUCCUCCAUUUGAGAAGGCAAGGACAGUGUUGGAAGCUUUACUUCUUAAGGAGACGACAGCUGAGUUGACUCUGAGUAAGAAAAUAAAGAUGAAGUUGGAGAAUCCUGAUAUUCUUGAGCUGUGUCACUUGCUCCCUAUGGAGGUCAUUAAUUUGGGCGGCGAGGGCUACAACUCCGACCGGUCGGACGAAUCCUCUGCUUUCACAGCGUGGCUCCGCUGCUAUGAUGUGGCAGGAAUGCAGAUACUACGGGAUAGCAACGGGAGAACCAUUUGGUUCCAGGGUAACCCAGGACCAAUGGCUCCGAAAGGUUCCAAAACUCCCAAAGCCAAGUCUCGGAGGAAAAAGACAACAGAUAAGGAUGACAACCAAACAGGAACACCCGAGGGUCACCCAGCCAGAAAGAGGAAGGGGAAAUCAGAGCUGCAGACAUCCCCAGAGGUCUCAAAGGAUCUUCCCCGGAAGAUCCCACGGGGAACCAGGGCAGCCGGGAAGCAGGCGGAGGAGAUGUCGGAGGUGGGUGAGAAAACCAAGAGGAGAUCCAAGCGCAGCAAGAGGAAGUCAGUAGGAAUAUCUUCAUCUCUUCCAGAGGCUCCAGCAGAAUCUGAAGCACCAAAGACUCAAUCCAAGAAAUCCAGGAAGAAGUAGUGAAGUGGGCCAUUUUAAUGUUGGGAAACAAGCCCAAGAGGAUCUUUGGAUUAAAGCAGCUUUAUUAAGCUGCGGGCAAGGAAGAGGUGGAUUCUGGACAGGUAGUGUGGUAGGAGGGUGGCAUCAAGCAGUUAAGGAGCUCUGUGGUUUAUCGUGUCUACUGGAUUAAAUCCCCACCUGUCCUGAAACUUCAUCUCCCUUGCACCUUUUAAAUGAUCAUUUGAAAUGUAUCGAAUAAGAAAAAAAUCCAAAAUUAUUAUUUUUAGGUGCUUUCUACUUUUUAACUGUAGUCUAACGUUUUUACCAUUGAAAUAAAAUCUGACAUUUUAAUG
Molecule: messenger RNA, 1634 nt
Organism: Pristis pectinata (smalltooth sawfish)
Lineage: Eukaryota; Metazoa; Chordata; Chondrichthyes; Rhinopristiformes; Pristidae
Gene: neil1
Product: nei-like DNA glycosylase 1
Exons: 10
Coding region: 55-1302 (415 amino acids)
Biological process (GO): base-excision repair
Cellular component (GO): nucleus
Molecular function (GO): zinc ion binding; DNA N-glycosylase activity; DNA-(apurinic or apyrimidinic site) endonuclease activity
Source: RefSeq, a predicted model, not a curated record